Molecule: messenger RNA, 4791 nt
Organism: Diospyros lotus (date-plum)
Lineage: Eukaryota; Viridiplantae; Streptophyta; Magnoliopsida; Ericales; Ebenaceae
Exons: 2
Coding region: 863-2839 (658 amino acids)
Biological process (GO): peptidyl-serine phosphorylation; intracellular signal transduction
Molecular function (GO): protein serine/threonine kinase activity; ATP binding
Source: RefSeq, a predicted model, not a curated record
AUCAACUCAAUUUUUUUGUGAAGUUAUUUGCCCAUUACGUAGGAAUGAUGCAUUUAACUUCUUAUUCAAUUCUGAUGCAUGGGGAAAGCCACUGCUAACCAAAGAGCUUUCCUUAGAGGUGAACUGGGUGAAACUUGAAUUGACGAUUAAACAAUUAAAAAGAUCAAAAUCAUCUUCUUUUGUCAAUAUUACACGUACCCUGAAGCUUUGUUUGGGGAGAAAUUUAGAAAUGGAGUGACAUGAAAAUGGGUGAAAUGUAAAAUAUUUUCCCCUUGUUUGGGAGAGUAGGGAAUUGAAAGUAAUGAAAAAUGUCUCUCCUUGUUUGAGAGAGCAAUGGAAAUGAAAGGAUAUUACAGCAAAUGACCAUUAUACUCUUUUAGUUAGUGUUUGUUAACCAAGAUAUAGAUAAAAAAAGUGGAAUAUGAAAAGCAUUUCCGAUAAAAGUGUUUUUUUAUUAUGUUUGUUAAAUUUAUCUGGAAAGAAGUUGAUAGGCCACCGGUGUACUGGACCUACCAAAGACCAGCAAGCAUGAAGGGGAGAAUAGGGAAUUAGCACAUGCAGGUUGUUACAACCAGCAUGUGCGCAUGGGGGUAGUUUUGUAAUCCAUAGGUUGAGGGAAUAAUCUGCAUGUGCAAGGGAAUUUGGUUAGAGAGGGGUAGAGGAGCAGUAUAAAGAGCUGAGAAGAAGAGGGAGAGGGUAGCUAGUUUUUUGAUAGAAGAAUUGGGAGAGUAAGGGCCUCUCGAAUGCCCUGGUUUGUUCUUGUUUUCUGCUGAAAAGUAUUGGAAACUAUUGAUAUUUGAUUAUUGUUUGGAUUUGCUAUUUGGUAUCCUAUCAAUUUGGUAUCAGAGCAUCUCCGAUCCUAAUGGAGUACCUGACCGAUCGAGUGGGUGACUUGGAGAUGAGGGUAGAAGGCAUGCAACGGAGUAUUCAAGCGGUGGGGAAGAAGGUAGCGAGCUUGCUGGAACAGUUCGCUUGGAUGCAAGCGAGAUGGGAAGAGCAGGAUCGGGAGAGGAAGAACGAGGAGAGACGGGAGGAGCAAGUGAGAGAGAGGAAGGGGAAGCGAGAUAAGGAAGACCCACCUGCGAGUUCGCCCUUGACAAGGGAGGGAACACCGGUAGCUGGAGCGAGAAGUGGCGAAGGGGUCGAUGGUGUCAGAAAGCAGGAGUAUCAUGGGAGACACCCGGAAAUACCCAUCUCCGAGGGAGAUGAUUCGGAUGGCUGGGUAUUUAGGGCUGAGCGCUACUUCAUUGUGAACCAGCUGUCCAAUGUGGAGAAGCUGGAGACAACGGCCUUAUGCGUUGAAGGAGCGGCUCUAUCGUGGUUCCAGUGGGAGCAGCGAAGGCGACGGGUGAGGAGUUGGGCGGAGCUUAAGGCGACGGGUGAAGAGUUGGGAGUUGCGGUGAAGGGGCUGGUUGUCGAGGAGAAGAUGGACUCGGCAGCACUAUGUUUGGAGGGUGCUGCUCUUUCAUGGGUCCAGUGCAAGCAACGGAGACGAAGAGUGAGAAGCUGGGAAGAGUUGAAGGGGCUGCUAAGGAAUCGCUUAGGGGCCAUGCUGGAAGGCGCGGGGGACGAGCUGCAUAUUGAAGGGGGAUUGGCGGUUGAGCAGAUGAUGGUGUCGCGAGGCAGAGUGGCAGCCGACGACGAUGGUGUUAGGGAGUUCCACGGCGAGGCAGAAGGGCAGCCGACGAUCGAUCCAUUUAAAAGGCCGUGGACGGCCGAACCAGUGACAACCAAGGAGAGCAUCUCGCCGAGGAAGGGGGCGCCAUCAACGAUCCAUGUUGUUUGGGAAGAUGGUGCGACUCCUAGCCAGGUUUCUCAUAAAUUUUACAUGGGGUUGGCUGAUAAUGGAGGGUCCCUCAUGUAUUCUCACCAUCAUGAGGGGGUGGGGGCCUCGCCCAACGAGGUUAUGAUGGUGGAAGGGCAGCAUGUUUCUAGAAGUCAAGGGCUCAAUUUGCAUUCUAUUGUGGAGCCCAAUGAUUUAGAAGCUCCGCUUAUGAUAAUGGAGUCUUGUUUAAAUUCUGAUUGGCUCCAACAUUCUUUUCACUCUUGGGCACAGAGAUGUCAGAAUGCUAACAAUGCUGAAUCUGUUGAAAUGCGAAAGGAGGAAUUGGUUGAUUUUACUCUGUGGGAUGAGUUAACAAAUUUUGGGCUUUCAAGGGUUGGUCUCAUCAACAACAUCGAUGAUUUAUCUGGUCCGGCUAUUAGUGGGACAUUGCUAUUGGGAGAAAAUGAACCUCAGUUAACUGCAUCUAAGCAUCAGCGAGAAAGACGAAAGAAACGGUAUGCUGUUGGAACACCUGACCAUUUGGCUCUCGAGAUUCUCUUAGGGACAAGGCAUGGUGCAACUACGAAUUGGUGGUCUGUGGGUAUCAUUCUAUUUGAGCUGAUUGUUGGUAUCCCACCUUUUAAUGCUGAGCAUCCUCAGAUAAUAACUGAUAAUAUUCUCAACCAAAAGAUACCUUGGCCCUGGGUACCUGAAGAAAUGAGCUAUGAAGCCCAAUAUCUCAUUGAUCAGUUAUUAACCGAAGAUCCUCAUCAGAGACUAGGAGCAGGAGGAGCCUCGGAGGUGAAGCAGCAUGCAUUUUUCAGAGAUAUUAACUGGGACACCCUUGCUAGACAGAAGGCUGCUUUUGUUCCUUCAUCAGAGAGUGCACUUGACACCAGUUACUUCAUGAGCCGAUACUCGUGGAAUUCUGCAGAGAACAUGUUUUUUAUGCUACCAGUGAGUUUGAGGACAGUGAGAAUGGUAGCACCACUGGUAGUAGCAGUGGUGCAAGCAAUCGCCACGAUGAACUGGGAGCCCUACGAUUCAGCAACAAUUUCCUACUUUUCACCUUGAGGACAAGGUGAAAGUGCGGGAGGGGAGUAAUGAUAGGCCAACGGUGUACCAGACCUACCAAAGACCAACAAGCAUGAAGGGGAGAAUAGGGAAUUAGCACAUGCAGGUUGUUACAACCAGCAUGUGCGCAUGGGGGUAGUUUUGUAAUCCAUAGGUUGAGGGAAUAAUCUGCAUGUGCAAGGGAAUUUGGUUAGAGAGGGGCAGAGGAGCAGUAUAAAGAGCUGAGAAGAAGAGGGAGAGGGUAGCUAGUUUUUGAUAGAAGAAUUGGGAGAGUAAGGGCCUCUCGAAUGCCCUGGUUUGUUCUUGUUUUCUGCUGAAAAGUAUUGGAAACUAUUGAUAUUUGAUUAUUGUUUGGAUUUGCUAUUUGGUAUCCUAUCAGAAGUCAUGUGACUUCUUAUCUUAGACUUUCUAGAUAAAUUUAUUUUUCCCCUCUUGAAUAAGUUAUCUUGGACUUUAUAGAUAAAUUAUUUUAAUGCAACCUUAUCUUACUCAUUUUAACAAAUGCUACCUUAAUGAAAAGAAAAGAUACCAAGGAUAAAUUUGAACUUUUAAAAAAAUAAUUAAAGUUAAAGUUGUCAAAACACAAAAGUAAGUUUCCAUUCCAUCCAUUCUCCUCCCUUUUCCCGGGAGACAAAAGGUGAGGCUCAGGAUGGAAACACUUCCCUAUAAUUUCCAAUCCAUUACUAUUUAUAUGAGGAGAACCCUCUUCCAUCCAUUUCCAUUCCGUCCCCCUCUUCGAUACACAUUGUGUUAGAAUAUUUUUAGCAUAUUGUUAGAAUAUUUUCUGUAUAUUGUGAUACAAUGCAUUUUGAUAUUUUCUCACUCAAUUCCAUCUUCCCUAUUUUCUAACAUGGUACAGAACCAUGUUUACUUUAAUACAUUGUGAGCUGUUUGUCUCUUUGUGGAAAAGAAAGUUGUAAAUGUUGUUAAUGCUUGAAUCAAAAAGUGACGGAACUCCCCCAUUGACAUAGCCUUGCUUCUGGGAUCUAGAAUGCUGUCAAUAACUUAAUAGAGUUUCACUUGAUGUAUGGAAGUAUAUUCUUUGGUUGGGGAAGAAAAACUCUUUCUAGAGGUCAUCAUCGUCAUCAACAACUGCACCUUACCCUAACCAAGUUAGGGUCAGUGGCAUAUUCAUGAUGUAAAUUGACUUCUAUAAGUUCCACUAUUAUAUAAAUCUGUGCAAAAGAAUGUGGCAAAAUUUUACACGGGAUGCCUUUAUUGGCACAACCCUAUAACGAAGGAAUGAUGAGAUAAAGUUCCAACACCACCUUCAUAUGGAAAAGCUUAAUGACAUGGUGGUGAAUGAAGAAAUUGAUAUAGUCGCAUUCCAUCAUUUAGCUGAUAUUGUGAAACCAACCUGUAUUUCAUGGAAGCACAACUUACCAACUCUUUCUGGAGGUGACAAAAUAAAAUUUGAUCAACUGAUCACAAUGUUUCAGCAUCAAGUUCAAAAGGAAUCUUCUAGAUGAAGUUCAGAUGAGGAAAUAAUGUGAGUUGUACCAAUUGAUCAGCAGUAACUCAAGUCCUUGAGCAUUGAUUCAGUGCAGCCAACCAAAGGCAAUAUAUUUGGUUGGAUCAUGGGAAAAAGUAAAGAAAACGAAAGAGAUUAUAGUUGAAGAACAAAGGCCAAAGAAACAGAUUCUAACAAUAGGAAAUUUGGGCACCUAGGAGUUGGAUGAUUUGGGUUCAAAGAGGCAGAAGAGAAAUUAGCAUAUGAAACUUGAGCAUCAGAACAAGGUGCUCGAACCUAAAGGAGAGCUUCAAACCAUAAGAACCUCAUACCACUGUUCUAUUAUUUUUGUGUUCUUGAUUUAUUCCUUAUAGUCUUUUCUUGAUAUUUACAUUAUGGGCGCUCUUCUAUUUUUGUAAUUAUACUAGUAAUAUUUGGGAUUCCCUCUGUAAUCUUUCUGAUAGCUACUGCACAAAGCUAAUGCUGUGGAGUUUCUGAUGGA